AAGACUUUCUUUCUCUCGUUAGUCUUUCAAUUAGGACGUUGCAAAGUCUCAAAUCAACAUAUUCCAUUAAUUCCAUUUUUUCCCCUUCAAUUACUUUUUUUUUUCUGUAAAAACAGAGUGAUCCUCCAAGUUUCAUUUAAAAAUGGCAGAGACAAGAGAAUCUUUCUGGUGAACCCAAGAGCCAAACCCUGCUUCUUUGGAGUCUCUGUUCCAUGUUCUCAACCCUAUUUCUUUCAUUCAAGCCCCGGUAACCCAAUUCCUAAGGCUUACAACAGAGAGUUCUAUAAUGGAAAGGGGUCCCACAUAUGGAGCUUAUGCAGAGCUGAGAGAAACAAAGCUGAGAAUGAAGAGUGGGAUGAUGCAACAAGAAAAGGAAGAAAUCGAACUAAAACAAAUGCCGACGAAGAAACAAGUGAAGUUUAGUUCAAGUGUGGGGGUUUCGAGGAAAGGGUCCUCUAUUUUGGCUCAAUCGGUGUCUAAUUUUUCAGCAACUUUAAGGAAAGAAAACCAAAAGCCACCAGUUAGGAGUGGGAUGGAAUUGGCACCACCACUAGCAUCAGGGAAUAACUGGACAAAAGAGAAUGGGGUGUGGCCGUCGAAUUCGAGGGGGAGUAAACCUGCGAAUGCCGGGGAGAAGAAAUGAAGGAUGAUGAUGUUAAAAAAGAUUGUUGCAAGUGUUGAAGAUUUGAAGGGGAUUUCAUUAGCAUCGACCAAUGCUAUUAAUGGUGAAAACAGGGGAGGGAAAACUAGUCCCGGAAGUGUUGCUGGCAAUGGUAAUACUAUUUUGGGGUAUAAAUAGUUGUAGUAAAUAAUAUUAAGGGUUUGAACUUGACUUGGGUUUUCUGGGUUUCUUGAUUGGAUUUUGUUUGAUGUUUUUACAAGAAUUGGUACCACAUGUUAGAGAGAUAUGAAGCUUGUGUUGUUUGUAAUGGGAGAUUGUUGAUCUUCCUUUGAAUCACUGAGUUGAAUUUUUCAAUAAAUUCAAGAUUGAAAAUAGAGACACUAAAGAUUGAAGAGUUAA
Gossypium raimondii (Peruvian cotton) is the source of this 1021-nucleotide messenger RNA. RefSeq lists its product as uncharacterized. The record is from RefSeq and is a predicted model, not a curated record. Bases 287 to 643 code for a protein of 118 amino acids. The transcript has a single exon. NCBI's taxonomy places the organism in Eukaryota, Viridiplantae, Streptophyta, Magnoliopsida, Malvales, Malvaceae.